UUCCUCCCCUUUUCCAUUCUCCUCUGCUCUUCUUCCGCCAUGGCUUCUUUCUCUCUCCUCUGCAUUUUUUCUUCUCUCUCCUCCCUCUUCCUCCUCUCCCACGCCAGAAUCCCCGGCUCCUACUCCGGCGGCCCCUGGCAGGACGCUCACGCCACCUUCUACGGCGGCAGCGACGCCUCCGGAACUAUGGGCGGCGCGUGUGGGUACGGGAAUCUGUACAGUCAGGGCUACGGCGUCAACACGGCGGCGCUAAGUACGGCUCUGUUCAACAAUGGCUUUAGCUGCGGCGCUUGCUUUGAGAUCAAGUGCGUUAAUGAUCCCCAAUGGUGCCAUUCCGGUAGCCCUUCUAUUUUCAUUACAGCUACCAAUUUCUGUCCCCCCAAUUUUGCUCUUCCCAACGACAAUGGCGGCUGGUGUAACCCUCCCCGCACUCAUUUUGACCUCGCCAUGCCUAUGUUCCUCAAGAUCGCCGAGUACCGUGCCGGAAUCGUCCCCGUCGCUUACCGCCGGGUGCCAUGUAGAAAACAAGGCGGAAUCCGGUUCACAAUUAACGGUUUCCGUUACUUCAACUUGGUUUUAAUCACGAACGUCGCGGGUGCAGGGGAUAUCGUGAGGGUGAGUGUGAAAGGAUCGAGUACGGGUUGGAUGAGCAUGAGCCGUAACUGGGGGCAAAAUUGGCAAUCCAAUGCUAUUUUGGUGGGCCAGAGUGUUUCCUUCCGGGUCACGGGCAGUGACCGUCGUACCUCAACCUCAUGGAACGUGGCACCUUCUAAUUGGCAGUUCGGCCAGACCUUCACGGGAAAGAAUUUCCACGUCUGAAAUUCCCUCUCCCUUUUUUCGUAAAUUUUCCCACAGUUUUUUCCCUUUCUAUUUACCCGGGAAAUUUUUUAGUAGUGGGGCCGUAAAAGUUAAAAUAGGACGGUUAAAAACACAGCUACUUCAGAAAGUGUGUCUAGGUGUAGGAAAAGUUGCGGAGGUGUGGUAACUGGCAGAUUACCUUUUUUAUUUGAUUUAUGAUAGGUAGCAGCGGUGAAUUUAAAAAUUACCGCGGUGGAAAAGAGUGUAGGGGUGGCUGAAGCGGCUGCAAAUGAGAAAUGUGUAGCCCGCAGCUUUUUAUUACUACAUACAGUAAAGCUGUUGUUAUGUUAUUUGGAGUUACCCACAAUUAUCUUGAAUUCAGUGUAAUUUUGGUAGAUUUGAGGGUCUUUUUUGAAAUUACAAGAAAGUUG
Molecule: messenger RNA, 1229 nt
Organism: Cucurbita maxima (winter squash)
Lineage: Eukaryota; Viridiplantae; Streptophyta; Magnoliopsida; Cucurbitales; Cucurbitaceae
Product: expansin-A4-like
Exons: 3
Coding region: 40-819 (259 amino acids)
Biological process (GO): plant-type cell wall organization
Cellular component (GO): extracellular region
Source: RefSeq, a predicted model, not a curated record